CAUGCCUUCCGCUGGGAGCGACUUGUAAUGGUGUUCACGCCGAAACAGCCGAUGUUAGCGAUCUUUUCUCGAACAGAGUAUGGCGUCAAUCGCUACUGCUAGGAUUACACGGGCUGCCAGUGUUCGACCGGGGGAGAGAGUGAUUUGCCUUUAGCUGGAAUGAACGUCGAUUUAUAGUUAGCCUCCAUUCUCCUUUGCCGUGAUGUCUGCAGUCGUAUUCGCCAUGAGCUGGGGCCGUGUCUAUUAGAUGUCUGACUAUCUCUGCCACCGGUAUUCUACCACCGUUACUAUGCUGACGACAAAUUCCUCGUCUCGGUGUAUGCAAGGGCAGGGAACAACACGCUGAAGCCAACCCUUCGGGAGAUUCAUCGAGUGGUACUAUUUCUCAUACGAACAAGAGGUAAGAGCCUACCCCUUUGUUUCAAGACACACAGAUGUAUUUGUUUCUGUGGAUCGUAAGUGGCCAAAUUCGAACGGAUAUAGGGAUAUGUAUUUCCCCGGUAUCUGAGGUGUGUCUAGAGAUACCGCUGCUUAGACGAUGGACUGUUGUUCUAAGAAGAGACUACUAACAGUCAUGACAAGUAUCUGUGCAUGUGCGGCAUUCGGCUUACUGUGUAUUGCCGUUGCUACAGAUUACUGGCUUUACACCGAAGAAAAGAAGAAGGAGUCCGAAUUUAACUCAACUAGCCCCAUGUACCGGAAGGUUUACUCAGGACUGUGGAGGAAGUGUGAGGAAAAAGAUCAGAAUCCCGGAGUGCCAAGAUGUAGCUAUAUCAAGUACUUCACGGGGGAUGACGACCGAGAAGGCCUGGGACCUACGGACGCUAUACUGUUAAACAUACGGCGGGCGACGAUGUUUCCUCUAGUCAGCCUCUUAAUUCUACUGAUCGGAGGAAUAAUGUGUUUUGUCGGACAUUGUAAUUCGGGCAGAAAAAUUUUAACAUUCGUAUGUGGAAUUCUAUUUGUUUUAGCGGGCCUGUGCACCCUCGUCGGGAUCAUCCUCUACAUCGGCAGCAUCACGGAGGAGGUAGGCAAUAAGCCCCGGGCCAGUAUAGAAGAGCCUAAGUUUAAAUACUAUUAUGGAUCAUCCUUCAUCAUGGCAGUCGGCUCGUUCGUGUUAACUGAAUUAUCAGGCGUGUUUUCAGUGUACCUAUAUAUUACUAAACACAAACAAUCACAAAGGAAAAAGCUACAACAAGCAUUGAAAACUGAAACAAACGACAAUAGAGCGAACAACUGGCGGUAUAGACGACCUCGGUCGCAGUCUCGCGACCGGUCUCAGUCGCGAGACCGAUCUCGAGAUCCUUCAGUAAGUCGCUCCGAAAGCUACUUCACCUAUACGCCAAUCUCCGAUACGUCUCAUGAAUUGUCGAACUACACAUUUCAAAGGGAUGUAUCUAGAAAUACUAUAUCCACAACAGCGGAAAUGCACGCUCAUGCCCAGCAUGCGCAGAAGGAGGCCGCUGCAGCGCCCUCUAUUGAUAUUGUAAGGAGGACAACUCCAGUGUGAUGGAUUUCACCUUGCAACAGCACAGGCUCAUGUCAAUUGUAGAGAGGUAUCAAUAUCUGUUUUGUUGGAUUUGAUGUGUUACGUCUCGGUAUACGGGACCUGGUGUAUUUGGGAGUGAGUGCCGUAGGCAUUUUGGGAAGAAAUGGACGUGAAUACAUUGUGGUUUUCCAAGACGGCAAACCUAAUGUUGUGGAAUAUGAUAUUCAUAGAGUGUGUUUGUCGUCUGCGCCAGGACAAAGCCUGUUGACGGUAGUGUGUCUGGUCCCUCCAACGAGACCGGAUGUGUAUGCGCCCACGACAAAGCGAUAACAUCGAGUGGCGGAACGUGUACUCUGGUACUGCCACCAGAGAGCGCGCGGAUAAGGUCAGUAUCAGGCCACGAGCUGGGAAAAGCAGGUUGACCUUGUGGCAGGUCAAGGUGAAGGUCAGGGUCAAGGUCGACCCUUCAAGAUGGCGCCGCACCCCGUGUCGGUAUGCCAAUAUCAUCAUUGGAUUCCUUUUUUUCUUUUUGAUUUUCCAAAUAAAGGGAUGUAUCGGUUUCGUGUUCAUAUGUAUAAUGUUUAAUAUGAAGAGAAGUAUAAUGUUUUGGUCGAAUGUGUACUAGAUAUCACAACUGCUCACAAAUGUUGUUUAAUUUUGCUGAGCGCUUUUUGGGAAACUAAGUCAUGUUUUGUUCUCAUAUAGGGUCGCACAAGUUUUCUGUUCUGUCUGUACAAAAGUCAAAAACUUUUGUAUGUCCAAUUUUGUACAAUAAAAGAGAAAACUACACAUA
Molecule: messenger RNA, 2282 nt
Organism: Haliotis rubra (blacklip abalone)
Lineage: Eukaryota; Metazoa; Mollusca; Gastropoda; Lepetellida; Haliotidae
Product: voltage-dependent calcium channel gamma-7 subunit-like
Exons: 4
Coding region: 539-1510 (323 amino acids)
Biological process (GO): regulation of AMPA receptor activity; postsynaptic neurotransmitter receptor diffusion trapping; neurotransmitter receptor transport, postsynaptic endosome to lysosome
Cellular component (GO): postsynaptic density membrane; AMPA glutamate receptor complex
Molecular function (GO): channel regulator activity; voltage-gated calcium channel activity
Source: RefSeq, a predicted model, not a curated record